Molecule: messenger RNA, 2536 nt
Organism: Oncorhynchus keta (chum salmon)
Lineage: Eukaryota; Metazoa; Chordata; Actinopteri; Salmoniformes; Salmonidae
Product: ADP-ribosylation factor-like protein 11
Exons: 1
Coding region: 18-620 (200 amino acids)
Biological process (GO): intracellular protein transport; vesicle-mediated transport
Cellular component (GO): cytoplasm
Molecular function (GO): GTPase activity; GTP binding
Source: RefSeq, a predicted model, not a curated record
UUAAAGGACAAGCUUAGAUGGACUCCAACCAUCACAGAUCUGCAGAAACCUUCAUCUUUCAUAAAAACCUCAAAGUCCUGUCUGACAUGGGUCUGGCCCUGUGCAGACAGUCUCACAGCCACAUGGCCAAAGUGGUUCUAGUGGGCCUGGACGGGGCGGGGAAGUCCACCCUCCUCCACCGCCUUCUUAGGGGUGAGCUGGCAUACACCACCCCCACCGUAGGCUUCAACGUGGGCUCGCUGGAGCUGGACUCUGGCCCGGAGCUGACCGUGUGGGACAUAGGGGGCCAGGGGGGCAUGCGCGCCCAGUGGGGAGACCACAUGGAGGAAUGCGAUGCCCUGCUGUUUAUGGUGGACGGGGUAGAGCGGGUACGGAUCGGGGAGGCAAGGGCGGCGUUGGGGAGAGUGCUGGGGGAUGAGAGGGUGAGGGGAGUCCCCCUAAUGGUGCUGGUUAAUAAGAUGGACCUCCCAGAGGCGAUGGGGCUCCAGGAGGUGACGGGCGGGCUGGGGCUGGAGCAGUGCUGGGAUAGAAACUGGGAGGUGCAGGGGUGCAGCGCUCACAACGGCCUGGGGCUCCAAGAGGCCCUGGACUCUUUGGCCACACUCAUCAGAAAGCGCUGAGGGAGAACUCAGACACACAAUGAUAUAUGGAAAACUUUGGCAAAUACACAGAUCAAUGGACAAGGAAUGGGCUCUCAUAUACAAACAGGUAAAGAAUAGGCACACACACAUUUGGACAAAAGGGAACCGGUGAGGCUUUUCAUAAGCUAACUGUGCUCCUCUCACAGUAUGCAUCAUGCCAGUAGGUUAUUUGAAUAUAGAAACAGUUGUGACAUUCACUAUGAAGGCAACUAUUCAAUGGGACUUGAGAUUCGCAGAUUGGAAUUAAAUGGCUACUUUUAUCAAAAGGACAAAAGCCCAAUGGGAUCAUCCACCUGUUUUUACACUCACUGUAACAAUGACAUGUAUUUCACAUGAAACUAAUCUCCCCACAGCAAUGUCACAAGUGCCAUUCAUUUUUACAAUUGACAGAAGAUGCAGUAUCCUUCUACACCACAAGGUGGUCUCCUUAUUUAGCCACAGUCCUGCUGGUUCUAGUUUCUCCCUGGAAGUUAAAUCAAUGGUUGCUACUCCAGAUUGAAGUGUUGACACUACCAGACUAAAGGGAUCGGUGAUACACAGUUACAUUAAAAUAGAACCUUUAGUCGUAUAUUCAGUAAAGCGGAUUACUUUUUAUUGGUCUUAAGUAUUUGAGAGCAAAUGUGUCAGGUAUAUUUAUCCAGGUACCAUGUACAGCAACUCUAAAUCACAUACAUGAGAGCAGAGUCACUUUGUCCCCUCUUUCAGAAUAAGAAUCUCUCACCAAUUUUUCCAGACAGACAAUACACCUUGAUGUUACCAUAUCAAUCAGAAAGCUUGCAGCAGUGAGGAUCCAAUGGCUAACAGCGCAUUUAUUUUGGUUAGGAUCAGUAGUACAGAGAACAUGUCCUAAGGAUGAGAGGAAGUGAUGUCAUAAUCAAAAUCCCCUGAUUGAUUAGCAGAAUGUGGCAUUGAUGGGUUUGUGGUGAGGUGAAUGUAGUGUCUUCAAAGUAUUUACACCCCUUGGAAUUUUCCACAUUUUGUUGUGUUACAGCCUGAAUAUAACAUAUUAAAAUGUAGAUUGUGACACUGGCCUAGACACAAUACCCCAUAAUGUCAAAGUGGAAUUGUUUUGACAUUCUUACAAAUUCUUUAAAACCUAAAAUGUCAAGUCAAUAAGUAUUCACACCCUUUGUUAUUGCAAACCUAAGUAAGUUGAAGAGUAAAAAUGUGCUUAACAAGUCACAGAAGUUGCAUGGACUCACUGUGUGUGGAAUAAUGGUGUUUAACUUGAUUUGAAUGACAACCUCAUCUCUGUACCCCACACAUACAGAUAAUUGUGAAGGUCCCUCAGUCUGGCAGUGAAUUUCAAACAGAUUCAACCAAAGACCAGGGAGGUUCUCCAAUGGCUCGCUAAGGGCACCUAUUGGUAGAUGGGUAAAAAAAAGCAGACAUUGAAUAUCCCUUUGAUCAUGGGGAAGUUACUACACUUUGGAUGGUGGAUCAAUGCACAACCAAAGAUACAGCGUCCUUCCUAACUCCGCUGCCGGAGAAGGACACCGCUCAGGGAUUUCACCAUGAGGUCAACGGGGACUAUAAAACACAGUUGAAUGGCUGUGAUAGGAGAAAACUGAGGAUGGAUCCAUAACACCGUAGUUACUCCACAAUAUUAACCUAAAUGACAGUGAAAAUGAGAAAGCUUGUACAGAAUAAAAAUAUUCCAAAACAUGCAUUCUGUUUGCAAUAAGACACUAAAGUAAAACUGUGAAAAAUGUGGCAAAGAAAUUAACUUCAUUUCGAUAAUAAAAGUUGUGUUUGGGGCAAAUCCAACAUCACGGUCUGCUUUACAGCCGAUACGGAGACACAUUCACCAGUCAGCAGGACAAUAAACUAAAACACGGUCAAAUAUACACUGCAGUAACUUACCAAGACAACAUUGAAUGUUCCUGAGUGACCUA